Neomonachus schauinslandi (Hawaiian monk seal) is the source of this 2187-nucleotide messenger RNA. Its product is annotated as serine/threonine-protein phosphatase 4 regulatory subunit 3B-like. NCBI's taxonomy places the organism in Eukaryota, Metazoa, Chordata, Mammalia, Carnivora, Phocidae. Gene Ontology annotation, cellular component: protein phosphatase 4 complex; nucleoplasm. The record is from RefSeq and is a predicted model, not a curated record. Gene Ontology annotation, molecular function: protein phosphatase activator activity. The coding region runs from base 1 to 2187 and encodes 728 amino acids. Gene Ontology annotation, biological process: DNA damage response; protein dephosphorylation. The transcript is spliced from 2 exons.
AUGGCUGACAAGCGGUAUCGUGUAAAAGUCUACUCACUGAACGAGGACCAGCAAUGGGAUGAUCUCGGCACCGGAUACGUCUCUUCCACUUAUGUGAAGCGCCUCCAGAGCGUGUUCCUGCUCGUUAGGUCGGAUUCCCAGGCCUCACUAAUCUUGGAGUCAGAGAUAAAUUCAAAGACGCCCUAUCAGAAGCAACAGGAAACCCUGAUUGUUUGGUCUGAAGCAGCGAACCAUGGUAGGGCAUUAAGUUUCCAGGACACUGAGGGUUGUCGUAAGAUCUGGGAAGACAUUUGCUGGGUUCAAGGAAAAGAUCCAUCCGUCAAAAUCACGCAAGACCUCUUGGAGGAAUCCGAAGACGAACAACUGGAAGAAGUCCUGGAAACCAAUAAUGUGUUUGACCUGCCUAACUGUGAACUCAAUAAACUUGAAGAGAUUUCUGACGUCAUUUCCUCGGUUUUCGCUUCACCGGCCCAUAAGGAGAGACUGGCUCUGAUCUUAGAAAAUGAGGACUAUAUUAAAAAUUUGCUGCAGCUGUUCCACACCUGUGAGGACCUAGGGGACACUGCAGGCUUACACCAUUUGCAUGAAAUUAUUAAAGGCAUCUUAUUCCUUAACAAGACAGCCCUGUUUGAGAUCAUGUUUUCUGCUGAGUGUAUCAUGGAUGUGGUGGGAUGUCUCGAAUAUGACCCUGCUUUGGCUCAGCCAAAAAGGCAUAGGGAAUUCUUGACCCAAAAUGCAAGGUUCAAGGAAGUCAUACCAAUAGCAGACUGUGAACUUAGGCAAAAAAUACAUCAGACAUAUAGGGUACAGUACAUCCGUGACAUCCUUUUGCCUGCACCAUCCAUAUAUGAAGAGAACUUUCUUUCUACUCUUACAACUUUUAUUUUCCUCAACAAGGUUGAGAUAGUCAGCAUGCUGAAGGAUGAUAACAACUUUUUGUCUCAAGUCGUUGCACAGUUAAGGGAUGAGACUAUAAAUGAUGAUAGACGGCGCGAAUUGCUCCUUUUCUUCAAGGAAUUCUGUGCAUUUUCUCAGACAUUACAGCCUCCAAGCAAGGAUGCACUGUUCAAAACAUUGACAGAAUUGGGGAUUCUUCCUGUUCUUAAAAUCGCAAUGAGCAUGGAAGAUUUGCAAAUAAAGUCAGCUGCUACUGAUAUAUUUACUUAUCUAGUGGAGUAUAGUCCAUCCAUGAUUCGAGAAUUUAUCAUGGAAGAAGCCCAGCAGAGUGAAGAUGGUAACCUUUUCAUUAAUUUAGUCAUUGAGCAAAUAAUCUGUGAUACUGAUCCUGAGCUAGGAGGUGCUGUUCAUUUAAUGGGACUUCUUCGUACUCUACUUGAUCCAGAAAACAUGCUAGCAACACCUAAUAAAUGUGAAAGAAGUGAAUUUCUAAAUUUCUUCUACAAGCACUGUAUACAUAAUUUCAUAGCACCACUUUUUGCCACCACUUCGGAAGAUACAUGUGAAGGGGAUAAUGUAGUUGGAUCCGACAAAAACAACACAAAUUGCCUCAGUGCUCUCCGCUUUAUGAGAAGGAUGAUUGGACUUAAAGAUGAACUUUAUAAUUGUUACAUCAUCAAGGGAAAUCUUUUUGAGCCAGUUGUCAAUGCUUUCCUGGAUAACGGAACUCGGUACAAUAUGUUGAAUUCAGCUGUUAUUGAGCUGUUUGAAUACAUAAGAGUGGAAAAUAUCAAAUCUCUUGUUGCACAUAUAGUAGAAAAGUUUUAUAAAACAUUUGAAUCGAUUGAAUAUGUUCAGACAUUCAAAGGAUUGAAGAUUAAAUAUGAACAAGAGAAAGACCGGCAGAAUCAAAUACGGAGGAAUUUGCACUCUAUACUGUGUAGUAAAAUACUUCGCAAGAGUACCAGAGUCGUGGAGAAGGAAGAAAAGUGUUUUGAAGGAAAUUCAGAAGAAGGAGAAGCAAUUAUGCAGCCAUUGGAAAAUGAUUUUCAAGAUCGUUACAAAUUUAUGGAGACUAAAGAAACAAAAGAAAAUGAAGACAAGGUAGAUCCUCCUAAAAGAGCAUCUCCGGGGGGCUACAAAUUCGCUUCAUCCCAUUCUGCUCCUGCUGCUAAUGGAACACAUAGCCUGCACGGUAGCAGCACAAUUGACUUAAUGAAUCGUCUCAAUGAUGAAAAAGAUAAGGAAGAUGAAACACCCUCCAGGAAGAGACCACAUCUUAGCUUCUAA